Molecule: messenger RNA, 1363 nt
Organism: Alligator mississippiensis (American alligator)
Lineage: Eukaryota; Metazoa; Chordata; Crocodylia; Alligatoridae
Product: osteocalcin 2-like
Exons: 6
Coding region: 224-1081 (285 amino acids)
Source: RefSeq, a predicted model, not a curated record
UUUGGGGGAAGAGGCUGUGCACGAGGAUGGCUUCCAACAGGAUGGCAUAGUCCCUUUCAGGGGUAGGCGUCCCCCCAUCGACGGCAGUGACUGCAGCUUGAGGCGGCGAGGGACAUCCAUUGGAAGAGAGGCAGGAGACCUUAGUCCAGAGCCGAAAGGAGGAGUGCAGCGUCACCAGGGCCUGUGAGCACCCGCCCAGCAGCGCUCCAUCCCCCAGGGCAGGAUGGACAGGCUGCGGCAGGUGCUCAGGAGGAGGUCGGCCAAGGUGCUCUCCAUGGGAGAAGAGAGCAGCAGGGAGCCUGGGCAGGAGGAUCGGGGCCCCACCUUCCAUGAUGAGGAGGGGCCCAUCAGGGCAAGGAGGUGGCUGUGCCCCAUCUGCUGCCGAAGUAAACUGGCAGCUCCCAGUGGCAGGGGAAAGGAGGGAAAGAAAUCAGCCACCUCCAAGUCCAGAUGGAGGUGGCCGUGGGUACGCCUGGGCAGGCGGGAGCCAGCGCCAUCACAACUCCUGGCACCCGAAGAGCCAUGCAGCUCCCCUCCUGGGUCAUCGGGCAGCCUGGAGCCCGGCCCUGCAGCCCCGCAGCAGGAGGCAGCCACGUGCCAAGCCGGGGACGACAGCCCAGCCGCCCUGGGGCAGGAGCUGAGCCAGGCCCACAGCAGCCCCUGCCUGAGCCGCAGCUCCUCCUGGGAUGAUUGGCACACAUCCCAGGAGUCCGGGAGCACCAGCACGAGCAGCAGCUCCUCCUCCUCCUCGGACCCUGAAAACUCCCCAGAGGCCCAAAGCACCAGCACGAGCAGCAGCUCCUCCUCGGAGGACAGCGAUAGCUCGGAGGAGUCCAACACCACCAGUUCGACCAGCAGCUCUUCCUCGGAGGACUCCAGUAGUUCCCUGGAGUCUGGGACCAGCCCGGCCCCCGGUGCCACCCGCACAGCGAUUCCCAGCCCGGCCGGCGAGAAGCUGGAGGAAGAGGAGGAGGAAGAGGAGGAGGAGGAAGAUGGAAGGUCCCCGGAAGAAGCUGCCCUCCUCCUUGUGAAGAAACACCUGCAGGACCCAGGGGAGAUGCUGGACGGGAAGGACAGGUAGCGCUUCCUGCUGGCCAUCAUCAGCCUGACCAUCGCUGCGGACCAGAGCAGAGAGGUGGCUGUGGAGCUGGAGGACCUGAAAGUGGCCGUGCUGGAGAGGAUCGUGGACCUGAUGGAGACCAUCUCAGUGGAGGGCGACCGAAAACACAUCCUGGCGUACAGCAUAGACGCCAUCCGCUGCCUCAGCGACCCGAAGCUCAGCCUGGAGCCAGCGCUGGAGUCACGCCUCCUGCGGGCCGCCGUGGAGAAGAGCUUCCUGGACAUAGGGCGUGAAACCCAUUGA